AUGGAAUUUAAGGAGCUCGAUCCCAGACUUUCGCGUGCGCUAUCGAAGCUCAACUUUCAUAAGCCUACCCCGGUGCAAGUUAAAGCAAUUCCUUUGGCGCUUUCCGGGAAAGACAUAUUAGCGAGAGCAAGAACCGGAAGUGGAAAAACGGCCGCAUACUGUCUACCAAUUAUCCAAAAAAUAUUGAAUGCAAAGGAGGCAAAAUCUUCGACGGAUUCUGCUAAAAUACGCUCGAUCAUUCUGGUCCCAACUCGUGAGUUGGCCGAACAAGUCACGAGACACAUUAAUAGUUUCAUAGUAUAUUGUUCGAAGGAGGUGAGAGUGGUCAACAUAGCAAAUACCAUACCGGUGCACUUACAAAAGUCAAUCUUAGCAGAAUCUCCGGAUAUUGUCGUGACAACACCAAGUCGAGCGUUGGCCAAUUUUGAAGCUCAGAAUCUUGAUGUGCGUACCACACUCGAAUCUUUAGUGAUUGAUGAAGCCGAUCUUGUACUUUCCUAUGGUUACGAAGAAGAUGUACAAAAAAUAUUGACCUACUUACCAAAAAUAUUUCAAUGUUACCUUAUGAGCGCGACUUUAACAAAGGAUAUCGAUAGAUUGAAACAUUUACUGUUGCGGAAUCCUGUGAUCCUUACAUUGCACGAAGAGAAUGAAGUUAAUCAGCUCACUCAGUAUUGUGUUCGAUGUUCCGAGAUCGACAAAUUUCUCCUGAUCUAUGUUAUAUUGAAGUUACGUCUUAUCAAGGGAAAAUGCAUUAUAUUUGUGAACGAUAUUGAUCGAUGCUACCGUCUCAAAUUGUUUUUGGAACAAUUCUCAAUAAAAGCUUGUGUAUUAAAUUCGGAAUUGCCUUUGAAUUCAAGAUAUCAUAUCGUACAGGAAUUUAACAAAGGAAUCUAUGACUAUAUCGUGGCAACGGAUGAGGAUGAUUUGAAAGCAGAUCUCGACACUGAAGACGAGAUGAGCGAUGAUGGUGAAUCAUUGAAGGAUGAAGCGCAAGAGGGCUCCUCAUCAAAAGUAAAAUUCACACUUCCAGAUAAACAGCAAAAUACAAAAUCUAAUAUUCCGAAAAAAGAUAAUGAAUAUGGAGUCUCUCGUGGUAUCGAUUUUAUCAAUGUUGCGGCCGUUAUCAAUUUUGAUUUUCCAACAUCCGCAAGAUCAUAUACUCACAGAAUAGGUCGAACGGCAAGAGCUGUUCACAAAGGAAUGAGUUUAAGCUUCGUUGUUCCAAAAGAGUUUGUCGGAAUGCACAAAAAUGUUGCAUGCUCAACGGCAAAACACGACGAAGAGGUAUACCAGCGAGUUGAAAAGCGGCAGUCGAUGAUCGGGGCAACCUUGAAACCAUAUUCAUUUGAUAUGAAACAAGUAGAAGGGUUUCGAUAUCGAACGGAAGAUGCAUUGAGAGCUGUGACGCGUGCGGCCAUCCGAGAGGCACGUUUGAAAGAUAUCAAAUUAGAAAUUCUGAAUUCGGAAAAACUGAAGAGUCAUUUUGAAGAUAAUCCAAAUGAUCUAAAAAUACUGCGACAUGACACAACGAUUCAUCCCGCACGAGUUCAACAACACAUGAAGCAUGUACCCUCCUAUCUAAUGCCAAAGAUCGCUACACCUGUUGCUGUUGGUACUGAUGUCGGUCACAUUCCGUUUCGCAAAACAUCAUCUAACAAUAGAAGACCGAGCAAACGUACCUAUGGAGCAAAGAAACGUAAAGAUGAUCCAUUGAAAUCUUUCAAUUUCAAUGGCUCCAGUGUUAAAAAUAGUGGGAGAAGCAAAAGACAGGUAUUAGGUUGA
This is a messenger RNA of Acaulospora morrowiae, 1785 nucleotides long. NCBI's taxonomy places the organism in Eukaryota, Fungi, Glomeromycota, Glomeromycetes, Diversisporales, Acaulosporaceae. The record is from the annotation of a GenBank genome assembly.